AUGCAAUUUGCCAAUAAGGAUGAACUCAAGGAAGCUAUUAGGGAGUAUACAAUUGUACAAGGGAGGAAUAUUAAAUUGGAAAAUCCUGAGUGGGAUGUAGGGGCAUUCAAGGCUGAGGUUUUAGAAAAGUGCCAUAUGAAUAUUUCAAAGCAUCAGAUUUAUAGAGCAAAGAACUUGUGCAAGGUGAUCAUUGAAGGUAGCUAUGUGGAGCAAUAUGCGAGGCUAUGGGACUAUGCAGAAGAAUUGAAGAAGGCUAACAAGGGCAGCACUGUGAUUAUAAAGAAUAAGAUGAAGGGUAAUAAACCUGUGUUUGAAAGAAUUUAUGUGUGUUUGGAAGCUUGUAAGCGGGGAUUUUUGGCAGGAUGUAGACCUCUGAUUGGUAUAAAUAGCUGCCAUUUAAAGGGACCUUACACAGGGCAAGUUUUAACAACUGUUGGUGUUGAUGGGAAUAAUGGACUGUACCUAGUUGCUUAUACUGUUGUAGAGGUGGAAUCAAAAAGUAGUUGGAUUUGGUUCCUUGAACUUUUGAUUGAAGACUUACAAAUUGAGAAUGGGAAAGCUUGGGUGUUUAUGAGUGACAAGCAAAAAGGUCUAAUACCUGCAAUUGAGACAUUGCUUCCAACAGCUGAGCACAGAAUGUGUGUUAGGCAUCUCUACAACAACUUCAAGACAGAGCAUGCUGGCCUUGCAUUGAAAAACAUUCUCUGGGCUGCAGCAAGAGCAACUACCAUUCCCUGGUAUGAAGUAGAAAUGGACAAGAUGAAAGAGCAAAAUGAAGAGGCAUGGAAGUGGGUUAAGAAAAGACCAGCUAAAAAUUGGAGUAGAUCUCAUUUUGAGCCACAUUCUAAGUGUGAUAUGUUGUUGAACAACCUAUGUGAAUCCUUUAACUCUUGCAUUUUAGAUUUAAGAGACAAGUCUAUCUUAACAUGUCUAGAAAUGAUUAGAGUUUAUAUCAUGUUAAGGAUGGCUAAUAGAAGGAUUGCUGGUACGGUUUGGAGACAUCCAGCUGGGCCUAGGAUUGUCAAGAUCAUUGAGAAGAACAAGUUGGGAGCUAGUCAAUGCAUUCCUAGAUUAGCAGGUGAAAGUAAAUACCAAGUGAGCCAUAUGUAUUCGGGAGAGUAUGCAGUGGAUCUAAAAGCCAAGACUUGCUCUUGUAGAAGAUGA
Molecule: messenger RNA, 1164 nt
Organism: Prunus armeniaca (apricot)
Lineage: Eukaryota; Viridiplantae; Streptophyta; Magnoliopsida; Rosales; Rosaceae
Source: the annotation of a GenBank genome assembly